AUGAAUAUCGGCAGUGCCGAUUCGGCACAGUCGGCUCGCGUAUGCUUGAGACUCCGGUGCGUGCGUGUCGUCGCGCCCGCUCUAGAGUGCUCGAGCGAGGAUGCCCGAGACCGCGCGAGCAUAGCCGCGGCGGUUAAGCCGCUCGAAAUAGCUAGGACUGUUGAUAUAAAAAAUAUCGUUGACGCUAUUUUAAAAAGAAAGAAACCUGAAGGAGCAAGCAGUGACAGCGAUGAUUCCGUGGGUGACCUGGCGAGACCUAGCACAUCCAAAGAACCGAACUUAGUUCCCGACUCUUCGAUAAAUGACUGCAACGAAAAUGACAUCGGUAAAUUUAUUGGACAAGCAUCAAUGUUAUCGACUGAAAUGAAGAAAGAAUUGAUUGAAAACACUUGGUCUCCGUCUGCGACGUAUGACUUUGCGGAAGACGCUAAACAUUUGAAGAGGAAAUUUAAUUAUACAUGGUUGGAAACGUACUCUCCAUGGUCGGCCUAUUCCAGGCACCAAAAAGGAGCCUUUUGUAAAUAUUGUACAUUAUUCCCGCCAAAUCCAAAUUCUUUUAGAGGCGUAUUAGGGUCAUUUAUCAUAAGGCCGUUUUGUAAGUUCAAAGAUAUUCACGAGCAUUGCAAAAAGCACAUGGAAACCCACUUCCAUAAGAUGGCACUGGAAGCCGCUAAAUCAUUUCGUGGAAGUGUGCCUGUAGAUUUACAACUCAACAAAUACUCCCGGGGCAUUAUUGAAGAAAACCGAAAAAUUAUAACAUUUAUUAUUUCCUGCAUUACGUUUUGCGGGUUGCACGACUUAGCUCUGAGAGGAAAACAUUAUGGCGAAGGUGUUCUCGAGGACUUCUAUAAGCUACGAAUUGACGCGGGAGAUUUAGUUUUGAAGAAACACAUUGAGCAUGGGAAAAAGAAUGCAAGCUAUCGAUCGAUUGCUAUUCAAAAUGAAAUUAUCGCAAUUUGUGGAGAUGUUAUUAAGGCAGACAUUGUGAAAAAAGUAAAAGAAGCAGAUGCUUAUAAUGUGUUAGCAGACGAAACAGCUGAUAUUUCCGGUACUGAACAAUUAUCGAUUGGGCUGCGAUAUUUUGACGAGGAAGCCAAUGAGGUCCAAGAAAUGUUCGUCGGAUUUGUUGAGCUGAAAGGUCUGGAUGCGAAAUCUAUUGCAUAUUGCAUCGAUGAGUUUCUGACAAAAGAAGACCUUAAUCCUGCUGAUAAAUGCGUUGGUUUUGGAUUUGACGGUUGUUCGACGAUGUCCGGAAAAGACGGUGGAGUACAAGCGAUCCUUCGCAAAAAAUAUACCAAAGCACUGUUCUUUCAUUGCUCGUCCCAUAAAUUGAAUCUGGUAAUAAAUGAUCUCAAUAUUCUUCCUGAAAUUCGAAACACCAUGGGAACCACUAAAGAUAUUAUUAAUUUUUUUCGGGAAUCUGUUUUGAGAAGAAAAUUGGUACCUAAUAUUGCCAGGCUCUGCGAAACAAGAUGGAGUGAGAAACGUAAAACUAUCAGAGUAUUUAAGGAGAAUUUUCCUGUUAUAUUGGAAGCCUUAGAAAACUUAUCGCGUGAAGGAAACAGUGCUACUCGAAAAAAUGCCUUUCAACUCCAUGCGGCUGCUUUCAAAAUUUCGUUUAUACUUUGUAUUACUUUGAUAGCUAAAUACUCUGCUUUGUUAGAACCUGUUGUCAACGCACUCCAAUCCAUAGCUUUGGAUGUGUUUAAGGCCUCGCAACACGUCAAACGCAUUUUGCAAUUGCUUAAGAGCCACCGUGAUAAUCCCAAAAGAGUCACAGAUGAAAUUGUAAAGGAUGCUACUGUUGUUGCGGAGAAAGUCGGCCUGGAGGAGGAUAUCACUUCAAUGCCGCGCAUUGUUGGGAAACAACGUCAUCGAAACAAUCACCCAGCAGAAAGCCCUUCAGAAUUCUGGAAAAGAUCAUUAAUAAUACCAUACUUGGACUCCGUUAUUACAUCGCUUGAAACACGCUUUGCUGAAGAAAAUACUCCAUCAUUUGCUUUAUCUAAAUUACACCCCGCACAAAUGCAAACGAUGUCAGUCGAAAAUCUCACAGAAACUUGUGAAACUAUCGCUCAGUUUUAUAAUUUACCAAACAUAAAAAUUGAAGUCGAGCUUUGGCAGCAAUUCUGGCAUAAUAAACCAAACUCAACAGAUCAAACCGUUGUUGAUAUCCUAAAAGAAGCAAAAACCUUCUUUCCCAACACGGAAAAAGCGUUGAAAAUUUUGAUCGCUCUUCCAUGCACGACGUGUACGGUAGAGCGACCGUUUAGCAGCCUCAGGAGACUAAAAACCUGGCUAAGAAGCACUAUGAGUGAAAAUCGCCUCAAUGGUUUGGCCAUGAUGAGUGUGCACCGAAAACUUAUACAUGGAAACUUACAAGAUUUUAAUAAUAAAGUGGUCGAGAAGUUUACAAUGAAUCCCCGAAAAUUAUAUUUUAAUUAA
Messenger RNA from Parnassius apollo (apollo), 2445 nucleotides. Lineage: Eukaryota; Metazoa; Arthropoda; Insecta; Lepidoptera; Papilionidae. The record is from the annotation of a GenBank genome assembly.